Eriocheir sinensis (Chinese mitten crab) is the source of this 3070-nucleotide messenger RNA. RefSeq lists its product as uncharacterized. Lineage: Eukaryota; Metazoa; Arthropoda; Malacostraca; Decapoda; Varunidae. Gene Ontology annotation, cellular component: membrane. The coding region runs from base 293 to 2854 and encodes 853 amino acids. The transcript has 17 exons. Gene Ontology annotation, biological process: sodium-independent organic anion transport; transmembrane transport. The record is from RefSeq and is a predicted model, not a curated record. Gene Ontology annotation, molecular function: protein binding.
GGGGGGUGGAUGUCGCCUCUUCUGCCUCUCUCCCUCCCACACACGCACAGACACACACGCCCUUCCUCAAUGAUUUCCCGGGAACCAUUACGAGAGGGGAAAAAAUCUAAUUGAAAACUUAAGGAAAUUUGUGUUAUAAGUGGAUAGGGAGUGUCUUAGCCGUUGUUGAUGAUUUCCGAAACUUUGAAGAUGAAAGACAAAGAAUUUAAAAGACAUAAAGGACAGAACGAGAAGAAAAACAUUGCAGUGAAAAAAGAAACUGUUAUCUAAUUGCAAUAUAAAAAAGGUCAUCAUGGAAGCGCCUUACCCCGGCUCGGAGGUCAGCACGACGGGGUCAGGUCAUGGCCGCGUCAGCAGGGGCGACUCCAGGGCCAGUCACGUGACCUCCUCCUCCUCCACCUGCGAGAGAGACAGGUGGUGGGGCGUGCGGGGGUGCACCACGGUCCUCAGCCUGCACCAGGUGGUCACCCAGGGGGCCUACAGCUACCUGGCCGCCCCCCCUUCAGGGCCCCGCCUGGCAGCACAUCUCCACCUCUCACACACACACCUCAGCGUCCUGCUCCUGCUGACGAGAAUAGGCCCCCUCCUGACCGGGGUGCUGGCGGGGGUGGUGGGGGGACGAGGGGGGCGGAGGGGGCGGUGGGUGGCGUCAGGGCAAGCCGCCGCCGCCGCCGCCGCCAUCCUCGCCGCCGCCACCGCCCUCGCCCCCCCGCCGCCCCCCCCUCCAGGUCCGGACCCCCAGUACUGUGACGUCACCAGGCUCAUGAUCCUAGCAACGGCAAACCCCGAUACAGUAUCCCUAGCAACCCUGGACCCCGCUAGAGAGGCCCCCUGCCCCUCCCCCAACCCCUUCAUUCUGCUUACCUGGGUGAUUGCGGCCUUAAUUUCAGGCGUAGGAUGCUCUCUCGCCUAUAUCCUGGGCCUUCCAUAUCUCGAUGACGGCGUGAGGAAGGAAGACGCCCCUCUGUACCUCGCUGUGAUCUUGUCCUCCGGCGCCUUUGGUCAGCUGAUUGGCGAAUCCCUGGCAGGCCUCCCCAUGGGGUCCUCGCGGGUGGCUGUGGUAUGGUGGGUCGGCCUGGCGGCGUGGGGGGCGGCCUUCCUUGUCCUAGCCUGCCUUACCUUCAUGAUGCCCAGGCACCUGAAGGGGAAGGAACCGCCGGACAGUCUCAGCCUCGGGACGGUCAAAACAACCUCCACCAGGACCUCCACCCCGGGACGGUUACAUCAGGGGGGAGAGGUUGACCUGGAUACUCCUCCCCCUUCGCCUCCACCCCCUUUACCUCCCUCCCGCGACCACGAAGAGGAGGAGGAGGAAGAGGAGGAGGAGGAGAGAAUGGAGGAGAGGGAUGUGGAAGGAGGUUACGAGGCUGAUGUGGAGAGGGACAGCGGCUAUAGCAUGGAGGAGUCGGAGGAGAGAGUGGAGGGAAUCGAAGAGGAGGAGGAGGAAGAUAAGAAGAGGAAGAAGAAGAGGAAGAGGAAGGAGGAGGAGGAGGAGAGGGAGAGCAAGGUAGUGAGGGCAAUCAUCAAGAAAAGACAUUAUACCUGUUAUCAUUUGGGGAGGCUAAUUACAGAGGCGGCUGGGGUGGCGGCGCGGCUGGCGGGGGUCGGCGUGGUAGGGGCGGCGGGGGGGCUGGACCUGCUGCUGGGGGCGGGGGCGGGGGCCCUCUCCACCUGGGGGCCCAUACACGUCCAAAACCUGUACAGAACACCGGGGGAGGCAAGCACGUAUUAUACAGGUAUGCGCGCCUCCUGCUCCAUGAUCGUGGGCGUGGGCGUGGGCUGGGCGUGGGUGAGUCGCUGCCGCCCGCACCCACGCACCCUCGCGGCCUGCCUGUGCGUGUGUCUGAGCCUGCUGACGGUCGCCGCGGCCUGCAUGGCGAUGUUGACGUGUGACUUCAGCGCUGACCUGCCCGGCGUGCCCUCCCCCGACCACAGGCGUCUUGAGCUCCACCGGGGUUGCAGCGAGCGAUGUCGGUGCCCCGCGGGGUUGGCUCUGCGCCCCGUCUGCAUCAGGGACGGCCCCAUGCGCCUCUCCUACUUCUCCCCGUGCCACGCCGGAUGCCCCCCGCCACCCCCGGGACGCGCCGCACCCCUGGGGAACUGCACGUGUGGGAGUUCUGAGGCCCAGGUGAGCGCGGGUUACUGCCACCAUACCUGUCCUGCACACGUGGCCUACACCUGCCUGGCCUGCCUCGCCUCCGCCCUGCUGCCAGUGGUCACCCUCAUCAACCUGCUUCUCGCUCUCAGGAGCGUGAGAGGGGAGGACAAGCCUGCCGUCCUGGGGUUGAAGGUGUCCCUGUACUCCCUGGGGUUCCUGCUGGGGGCUACCCUGGUGGGGGGGAUGGUGGCCCCCCUAUGCCUGGCGGGGGGCGGCUGCGGGGGAGCUACUGGGGGGGCCGAGUGUUCCCUCUACGACGCCGUGCCCUUCGCCCAUCGCCUCCACGGUACAAUCUCAGCCAUCUUCACUGUAGCCACCAUGGUCGCCCUCUACCUCGCCCACCACGCCUCCAGCACCACCUCACCCAUCAACCUCUACGAUGACCCACACCCCCACCAUGACCUGACCUCCGUGACCUCACACACAGGGGUCUUGGAGAGGUCAGGGCUUAGGCGGAGUCUACGUAAGCUGUCUCGACUGGCCGCAGGGAAGACGUCUACGGGGCAUUGGAAUGUGCCCCGUGUUGACAUUUUGGGCGCGCCGGGAAAAUUUGAAGGAGGAGGAGGAGGAGAGAGGAAUGGAGGAGGAGGAGUGAUCGUAGUGGAGGGAAAUGGAGGAAACGGAGGAGAGGAAGGAACUGUAGUGGCUAUACGUAGACUGCCUUCUGUGACUUUGAUGAAGACUACGGGUGUGUGAGAGAGACAGAGAGAGAGAGAGAGAGAGAGAGAGAGAGAGAGAGAGAGAGAGAGAGAGAGAGAGAGAACCUAUCACCCACUCACAUAAUAGCCUAGAAAACACCACCAAUAAUAAUAAUAAUAAUAAUAAUAAUAAUUAGAAAUAGACUCCUACAUAUAUUUUUUUCUAAGGCAUAAAAAUAAAGUUAAGGAAAUAUAAAUAAAAUAAAAAAGUAAU